This is a messenger RNA of Chrysoperla carnea, 1920 nucleotides long. RefSeq names its product fizzy-related protein homolog (gene fzr). The transcript is spliced from 5 exons. Gene Ontology annotation, cellular component: anaphase-promoting complex. NCBI's taxonomy places the organism in Eukaryota, Metazoa, Arthropoda, Insecta, Neuroptera, Chrysopidae. Gene Ontology annotation, molecular function: protein binding; ubiquitin ligase activator activity; anaphase-promoting complex binding. Bases 214 to 1644 code for a protein of 476 amino acids. Gene Ontology annotation, biological process: positive regulation of anaphase-promoting complex-dependent catabolic process; positive regulation of ubiquitin protein ligase activity; anaphase-promoting complex-dependent catabolic process. The record is from RefSeq and is a predicted model, not a curated record.
UGUGGUGAUAAUACAGAAUUUUCAUUUUAGUUUUACAGUGCGAUUUUGCAUGGUUGUUAGGUUAUAGAAAUUUUCUAUUAUUUGUCAAAAACAAAAAUAAUGAAAAUUUUUCUACAUCAGAACCAAUUAUAUACAUAAUUUUGUGUGAUCAAAACAAUAUAAAUAAGAAUAAAAAUGUGUUAAAAUAAGUGUAAAAUAAAAUUGAAAAAAAAAAUGAAUAAUCAAGAUACUAUUGACAAUCGAAUAUUACGCCAAACUAAAAGUCGUGUUGCUCGAUGUUUAUUUGAAGCGGGUGCAUAUAAUAAUUCUGGUACUUACGAUCGUUUUAUACCGUCCAGAGCGAAUAAUACAUGGGAAACAAGUUUUGCCUUGUCUGUUGAUUCUAAUAAAAAUUCGGGCUCGAAAAAAGUUCGUGAAAAUGGUGACAAUACAAGAGAUAAUUCAGUUUAUGGAUGUUUAUUAAAAAAUGAAAUAUUAGGUGAUGACAUCGAAGAUGUGAAAACACAAUGUGAAGAUCGACAAGCGUUAACGCCUGUUAAAAAUUUAUAUAAAUAUGGCACACCCUCGAAAAAGGAUUCAUACAUAAAAGAUGCAUGUACACCAUACUCAUUAUCACCGCUUAGUGUAUCCAGUCAACGAUUACUUCGAUCACCACACAAAGCUACUAGAAAAAUAUCUCGAAUACCUUUUAAAGUUCUAGAUGCACCAGAACUGCAAGAUGAUUUCUAUUUAAAUUUAGUCGAUUGGUCAAUGCAAAAUGUAUUAAGUGUUGGUUUAGGAAGUUGUGUAUAUUUAUGGUCAGCCUGUACUAGUCAAGUAACCCGUUUAUGUGAUUUAUCAAGUGAUGGAAAUGCGGUUACAUCGGUUGCGUGGAGUGAACGUGGACAUUUAGUCGCUGUUGGAACUCAUCAUGGUUAUGUUACCGUUUGGGAUGUGGCCGUAAAUAAACAAGUUAAUAAAUUACAAGGUCAUUCAGCACGUGUGGGAGCAUUAGCAUGGAAUGGAGAUGUAUUAUCAUCCGGUAGCCGUGAUCGGCUUAUUUUACAACGGGAUACUCGAACACCAAGUACAAUAACAGAACGAAGGCUGGUUGGACAUCGUCAAGAAGUUUGUGGUUUAAAAUGGUCACCAGAUAAUCAAUACUUAGCAUCGGGUGGCAAUGAUAAUCGAUUGUAUGUCUGGAACAUGCAAUCAUUAUCGCCUGUUCAAACUUACACCGAUCAUUUGGCUGCUGUAAAAGCAAUCGCAUGGUCACCGCAUCAUCAUGGUUUAUUAGCAUCCGGUGGAGGAACCGCAGAUCGUUGUAUAAGAUUUUGGAACACUUUAACUGGUCAACCAAUGCAAUGUGUCGAUACAGGUUCACAAGUAUGUAAUCUGGCAUGGUCAAAACAUAGUUCAGAAUUAGUAUCAACACAUGGUUACUCACAAAAUCAAAUACUUGUAUGGAAAUAUCCAAGUUUAGCACAAGUUGCAAAAUUAACAGGACAUUCGUAUCGUGUUCUAUACUUAGCAUUAUCACCAGAUGGUGAAGCAAUAGUUACAGGUGCUGGUGAUGAAACAUUACGAUUUUGGAAUGUAUUUUCAAAAGUUCGUUCUCAAAAGGAAACUAGAUCAGUGUUAAGUUUAUACACGGGCAUACGAUAAGGCCAAAUAAAAAAACAAUAAUUUAUGUAAAUAUUUUUUGAAUUGUAAUAUAUUUUCAUUUAUUAUCGUAUUGUAAUUCGUACUGUAAUUCAAAUAACUUUUCGAUCUGUAAUAUAUCUGUGUAAAAUAGCAGAGGUAUCGAGAUUUUUUGAAUAAUUUUUUUUGAGUGAUCUAAGAUUAUAUUUUUAAAUCGAAAAUUUUUUCCCACCGUAACGUAUAUUUUAAUCGUAUAAAUCAAAUAAUUUCCUAUUCUAAAACUAGGAAAAAUUUGUACUA